Messenger RNA from Vanderwaltozyma polyspora DSM 70294, 396 nucleotides. RefSeq names its product mitochondrial 54S ribosomal protein bL9m MRPL50 (gene MRPL50). The transcript has a single exon. The record is from RefSeq and is a predicted model, not a curated record. Bases 1 to 396 code for a protein of 131 amino acids. Lineage: Eukaryota; Fungi; Ascomycota; Saccharomycetes; Saccharomycetales; Saccharomycetaceae.
AUGUUUCGUCCAAGUUCAGUUUGCCUAAGUGCUCUUUCGAAGCGUACAGUAAGGGUUAAAGUUCAAGUAUUGAGGGACUUCCCAGUACUUAAAUUGUUCAGAGGUCAGGUAUUAUCAGUUAUACCAUCGUUGAUGAGGAAUCAAUUGCAUAAUGAGAAUGGUGCUCGUUACAUUUUAAAAGACAGUGAUAUUGACAAUAACCUUCAGGAUAAGCAUUUUAAAAGGAUGAAGGAUAUGAGGAAACUAGAAGCUAAAAGACAAAGAGAUCGUGAAGCUGCUCUUCUAGCAGCCAAGAAGUAUAGAGAAGAACAGCUGGCUAAAAGUCGUUUACCUAAACCUGUUCUUGGUCGUAGGUUGACAUUGAAGAAGGUCAGGAUUCCAGGUUUACAUUUUUAG